Molecule: messenger RNA, 1719 nt
Organism: Aspergillus caelatus
Lineage: Eukaryota; Fungi; Ascomycota; Eurotiomycetes; Eurotiales; Aspergillaceae
Exons: 1
Coding region: 1-1710 (569 amino acids)
Cellular component (GO): intracellular anatomical structure
Molecular function (GO): protein binding
Source: RefSeq, a predicted model, not a curated record
AUGGACCCAACCCAGAUCACUCGUUCAGAAGAGUACUAUGACCUAGGUACACAUUCUCGACAGAUAAGGACCGGGUCGCCGGACGCCCAGCUAUGGUUCAACCGAGGGCUUCUAUGGUCUUACGCCUUCAAUCACGAAGAAGCGGUGCGUUGCUUUGAAAGAGCAACAGUAUGCGACCCAUAUUGUGCAAUGCCCUGGUGGGGAAUAGCCUACGCAUUGGGCCCUAAUUACAACAAGGCCUGGUCGCGAUUUGAUCGGCUGGACCUGGAACAAACUAUACCCAAAGCAAAAGCAGCUCUAUCUCGAGCGUUGCAACUAGCCAGAGACUCUGCUCCUGUGGAACACGCCUUGUGCGAUGCUCUUUCGGCACGGUUUCCAUCGCACGAGAUCCCCGAUGACUUGGCACCGCUAGACCACGCCUACGCCAAUGCAAUGAGAUCGGUGUAUGAAUCAUACAGUGACGACCUAGAUGUUGUGGCAUUAUUUGCCGAAGCACUAGUAUGCACUAGAGCCCGAGACCUGUGGGACCUAGAUACAGGGAAACCAACCAGCAACUCUACACUUGAGGCUCGCGCCCUCCUCGAAUCCGCUAUGGCCAAGGAAGAUGGCAAAGACCAUCCUGCCUUCUGCCACAUGUAUAUCCACUUGAUGGAAAUGUCCCCAUUUCCCGAGCUGGCCUUACCCGCCGCAAACACUCUGCGGCACCUUGUCUCCGAUGGCUCCCACCUGAUGCAUAUGGCAACCCACAUCGAUAUCGCUUGUGGUGAUUAUUACCGAGCCAUGCAUUCAAAUCACGAUGCCAUGGUGGCAGAUAACCGAUAUUUCUCCAAUAAUGAGCCAAGCUCUGUCUUCUAUAUAAUGUAUAGGGCACACAAUGUUUACGCCAAGAUAUAUGCAGCCAUUAUGCUUGGACACCAAGCUGAGGCUUUGUCCACUGCUAAGCAUCUGUGGAGCAUUCUUACUCCCGAGGUUCUUUCUGUGUCAACUCCUCCCAUGGCCGACUGGGCAGAGAGUUACCUUGGUGCUUUAGCGCAUGUACUGGUCCGAUUCGGCCGCUGGAACGAUAUCCUGCAGUUGGAACUCCCAUCAGACCCUAAACUUUUCUGUUCCACUACAGCCAUGCUUCUCUAUGCCCGUGGAAUCGCAUUAGGCGUUCUAGGCCGUAUUGAUGACGCUGAAGAAGCACUAGUCCAAUUUGAAGCUGCACGGGCUGCAGUUCCAGUAACCCGUCUGAAUAGUCUGCCUAGCAAAGAAGUUGAUGUUUUGCGUAUUGCGUCGGCCAUGUUAAAGGGGGAGCUUGAAUAUCGCAAGGGGAACUAUGACCUAGCAUUCUCUAGCCUAAGAAGAGCUGUACAGCUGGAGGAUUCGUUACCCUAUACUGAUACACCCCCUUGGAUGCAGCCGGUGCGCCACGCCCUUGGGGCUCUGUUGCUCGAACAGAAUUAUGUCGCAGAGGCAGAGGUUGUUUAUAGAGAGGACCUUGGUCUUUCUGAUACAUUGCCGCGCCGGCGUGGGCGACUCAACAAUGUCUGGGGCUUGCAUGGGCUUUAUGAAUGCUUUGUACGUUCAGGGAAGGCCUACGAAGCUCUGCUCACCCGUACCCGGCGUGAUGCUGCCCUGCUCAAGGCAGAUGUUCCUAUCACCGCUUCGUGCUACUGUCGACUGUCCACAGCAUCCGAUGAUGAUUCGUGCUGCCGCGCUUCUGGCUAGAUAAAGGGU